Penicillium diatomitis is the source of this 2079-nucleotide messenger RNA. Its product is annotated as acetoacetyl-CoA synthase. Gene Ontology annotation, cellular component: cytosol. The transcript has 5 exons. The coding region runs from base 1 to 2079 and encodes 692 amino acids. Lineage: Eukaryota; Fungi; Ascomycota; Eurotiomycetes; Eurotiales; Aspergillaceae. Gene Ontology annotation, biological process: lipid metabolic process. The record is from RefSeq and is a predicted model, not a curated record. Gene Ontology annotation, molecular function: acetoacetate-CoA ligase activity.
AUGGCAACGACUAGCCUACCCCGGAAGCUCUGGGAGCAUUCCAAUCCCGAAUCCACGCAAAUGGGUCAAUUUCGACGACGGUUGGAGAAAUCCACUGGCAGGAAAUUCGAGACUUUUCACGACAUGUAUCUCUAUUCCAUUCAGAAUCGGCCAAAGUUCUGGGAAUUCUGCUGGAAUUCCUUCCCCAUCAUUCACGAAGGCACCUACACGCAAGUUGUAGAUGAGUCCGCGCGAAUGGACAGCAUACCGGCAUGGUUCACGGGUGUCAAGCUCAAUUUUGCGCAAAACUUGCUCUUCUCCGAACGACCAGGAGGCACGGCCGGCAAGGAGGAUCAGAAAGUAGCCGUGACCGAAGUGCGCGAGGGAGAUGCGGCCAAUGCAGUGCAUCUGACCUGGGGUCAAUUGAGACAAAAGACGGGUGCACUUAUGCAGGCGAUGAAAGCCAGUGGCGUCGUUCGCGGAGAUCGUAUCGCAGUGUGCUCCUCGAACAGCAUCGACACUCUGCUGGUGUUCUUAGCAACCACGGCAAUUGGUGCCAUCUUCUCUUCCAGCUCUACUGAUAUGGGCGUCAAGGGUGUGCUUGAUCGUCUACUGCAGAUCAAGCCGCGUUGGCUGUUCAUGGAUGACGUUACCGUGUACAAUGGUAAAAAGCUUGAUCUGCGCGACAAAAUGAAGGACAUCGCUCGGGGAAUGGACUCAAUCUCCGAGUUUGAGGGAGUUGUUUCAAUUCCACGUUUCGUUUCUCAGCCUGCUGAUAUCAAAUCCGUGCCGCAUGCGGUGACUCUGUCAAGUUUUCUAGCCAGAGCAAAUGGGAAUGAUACUCUGCAAUUUGAGUGUGUCGACUUUCGAGACCCAUUUCUGGUCGUGUAUUCAUCAGGUACCACGGGCCAGCCCAAGUGCAUCGUUCAUUCGGUAGGAGGUGUGCUCUUGAGUGGGUUCAAAGAAGGCGGCCUGCAUUCUGAGCUCGGUCCAGAGGCAGUCGCUUUGCAAUAUACCACAACCGGAUGGAUCAUGUAUUUGUCUGCGGUUCAAACGCUCAUGUUUGGAAGCCGCGUGGUGCUGUACGAUGGCAGCCCUUUCAUUCCAGAUGUUACUGCACUUGUCAAACUUGCUGCUAAUGAAAGGGUCACUCAUCUCGGCAUUUCUCCCCGGUGGCUGGACGAAUUACAGCGAGCAAAGAUUCGCCCGCGUGAAAUGGUUGAUUUGAGCUCACUACGCGUCGUUAGUAGCACGGGAAUGGUUCUUCGAGAUGCUCUGUUCGAGUGGUUCUACGACGAGGGAUUCCCCACACAAGUCCGCCUCAAUAACAUCUCCGGUGGCACCGACAUCGCUGGCUCCUUCGGCACGAGCAAUCCAUUGUCUCCCGUGUACGUCGGUGGAUGUGCAGGAGGAAGCCUCGGUGUGCCUGUGGAGGUUUUUGAUUCCACCAUCGAGGGAGGUGUGGGUGUCAAGGGUGUGGCCAUUAAAGACGGCAUUCCUGGCGAACUGGUGGCUACGGGAGCUUUCCCCAACAUGCCCACAAUGUUCUGGGGUGACACGAACGGUCAAAAGUAUUUCAAUGCAUACUUUGCCCGUUUUGACGAUGUAUGGACGCACGGCGACUUUGUCUCCAUUCAUCCCAUCACCAAGCAGAUUGUAUUCCAUGGCCGUGCAGAUGGUGUGCUCAACCCUUCGGGCGUUCGAUUCGGCUCUGCAGAAAUUUACCGCGUGAUCGAGGGUCAUUUCAGCGAGGAGAUUGCAGAUUCGAUUUGCGUGGGCCAGCGCCGGCCGACCGACGCCGACGAAAGUGUGAUGCUCUUCCUGCUGAUGAAGCACGGGGUAGUCUUCACGGCUGAUCUUGUAGCUCGAGUCAGAACGGCGAUUCGCACCGAGUUGAGUGCCCGCCACGUGCCAGCUUUUGUUUUUGAGACCCCAGAAAUUCCAACGACGGUCAACCUGAAAAAGGUAGAGCUCCCCGUCAAGCAAAUUGUUUCGGGAAAACGCAUUCAACCCUCGGGCACGCUGCUCAACCCGGGCAGCCUGGAGUAUUACUACCAGUUCGCGGAGGUGGAAAAGCUGAGCCGCGAGAGCAAAUUGUGA